GAAUAAAAUGAAAUAACUUGUUUCUUGGAAACGCAGAAAAAGAAAAAAAAAAAAAUUUCUUGCAAUUGAAGGUACCUUUUAAUCUUUGGGGGCAUCUCUCUCUCUCUUCUCCGUCUAAUCGAUAACCCACUUUCCCAACUUCCCUUGUCUGUUUGGGGGAAAGAGAGGAACCCUAGAAACAGAGGACUGUCUCUUACUUUAAUGGGUCGCGAAUCUAUGGCUGUUGUUGAGUCCUCGCCGCCGUCUGCGACUGCUCCGGGUGCCGCUGUGUCGGCGACUUCGCUUGCUCCUGGGUUUCGAUUUCAUCCUACUGACGAGGAGCUUGUGAGCUAUUACUUGAAGAGAAAGGUUCUGGGCAAACCAGUGCGGUUCGAUGCGAUUGGGGAGGUUGAUAUCUACAAGCACGAGCCUUGGGACUUAGCAGUGUUCUCGAGGCUGAAGACAAGGGACCAGGAAUGGUACUUCUACAGCGCGUUAGACAAGAAGUACGGUAACGGCGCUAGGAUGAACCGAGCUACUAACAAAGGCUACUGGAAAGCUACUGGCAAAGACAGAGAGAUUCGCCGUGACGUUCAGAUCCUCGGCAUGAAAAAGACUCUCGUUUUCCACAGCGGUCGUGCCCCGGACGGGCUCCGCACCAAUUGGGUUAUGCACGAGUAUCGCCUCGUGGACUAUGAAACUGAAAGCAAUGGAAACUUGGUGCAAGAUGCAUAUGUGUUGUGUAGAAUCUUUCACAAGAAUAACAUUGGGCCACCUAGUGGGAACCGGUACGCGCCAUUCAUGGAAGAGGAAUGGUCUGAUGAUAGAGUAGCUCUGAUUCCAGGAGUAGACGUUAGGGUCAGAGCAGAGCCAUUACCACUAGCCAAUGGAAACAACCAGAUGAACCAGGAAAUACAGCCAGAAAGCAAGGACCUCAUUAACAUCAACGAGCCACCAAGAGAGACUACAACCCAAAUGGAUAUCGAACUUAACCAUCAAGAGAAUAACAACAGUAACCGUAAUGAUGAAAUUGAGGAGGCACUCAAACGUGAGGAAACAGAAGAAGAUGAGCGUCUUCCUCCUCCUCCUCCUCCUGUAUGUGUUCUCAACAAAGAAGCUCCAUUACCUCUCCUCCAAUACAAACGCAGACGCCAAAACGAAUCAACCAGGACCACACAGGACCACUCUUCGUCCACAACAACAACCGUCGACAAUACACCAACCUUAGUCUCUAAUUCGACCGCUGCAGCUGCCACCAACACAGCCAUCUCUGCAUUGCUUGAGUUCUCUCUCAUGGGUAUCUCCGACAAGAAAGAAAACCCAAAACCUCUUCACAAGGAAGCUUCUCCUCCUCCUGCUCAACUUCCAUCUCCUGAAGAGAAGCUUAACGUUCUCAAGAAGGAGGUUCACCAGAUGUCUGUUGAGAGAGAGACAUUCAAGCUUGAGAUGAUGAGCGCAGAGGCUAUGAUCAGUAUUCUCCAGUCCAGGAUCGAUGCUCUGCGUCAGGAGAACGAUGAGCUCAAGAAGAACAGCGCCAAUGGACACUAAAUGCUCUAAAACCCCAUCUCUCCAGGCUACUUAUUAGCUGUGAUCUCCCUAAUAUUAUGAGCUAUCUAUGUAGCUUGUUCAGACAGACUGAGAAACUGUUGUAAAAUUAGGAUAAAUAAACUCUGUUUGUUAUGGGAUGUUUAUGCAUUAACAUUUUUGAUUUUUCA
Brassica napus (rape) is the source of this 1694-nucleotide messenger RNA. RefSeq names its product NAC domain containing protein 52. The coding region runs from base 202 to 1527 and encodes 441 amino acids. The record is from RefSeq and is a predicted model, not a curated record. Gene Ontology annotation, biological process: regulation of DNA-templated transcription. The transcript has 4 exons. NCBI's taxonomy places the organism in Eukaryota, Viridiplantae, Streptophyta, Magnoliopsida, Brassicales, Brassicaceae. Gene Ontology annotation, molecular function: DNA binding.